AUGGUACAUAUUGAAGCCAAUAAGAAUACUCAUAUUUAUAUUUAUUUUUGGAUUUUUGGACUUAUUAAUAAUGUCCUUUAUGUCGUCAUUUUAUCAGCUGCUGUGGAUAUAGUGGGCCCUAAAUUACCUAAAUCAUUGGUCCUAUUGGCAGAUAUUGUCCCUUCCUUAUCGAUCAAAUUGACAGCACCAUUCUUUAUCGAAUAUAUCCCUUAUAGAACUAGAAUUAUCUCUUUAAUCCUAGUAAGUUGUCUUGGCAUGUUCAUGGUAUCAUUGAGUAAUUUAACACUCUGCAUUAUAGGAAUCAUCUUGGCCUCAACCUCUUCCGGAUUUGGUGAAAUAACUUUUCUUCAAUUAACACAUUAUUAUAAGGGAGCUGCAUUAAAUGGAUGGUCAUCUGGAACAGGAGGGGCAGGUCUAUUCGGAAGUGGUGGUUAUAUGUUAUUGACGUCUAUAUGGAAGAUACCUAUCAAAAUAUCAUUAUUAUUAUUCUCUAUCUUACCAUUCGGAUUCUUACUUUAUCUAAAAUUAGUGGCAGAUCAUCCAAUAAAUGAUCGCUAUGAAGCUAUAUUAACUAAUAUUUUGAGGGACGAGAAUGAAAAUAAUGAUGGUGAUCUACCAUCUUCCAAUAUAUCCAUCCCAGAAAAUGAAGACGUUAUGUUUUUGACACAUGAAGCCAUUUCCCCAAUAUAUUCUUUCAAAGAUCAUGUUAGAAAAACUUUGUUCAAAUUGAAAGAAUUGGUGAUCCCAUACAUGCUACCUUUAACGUCAGUGUACCUUUUUGAAUAUUUGAUCAAUCAAGCAAUUUCACCAACUUUACUUUUCCCAUUAGAUCCCACAGAAAGAAAUUCUAGCACACCUUUUCUCUUCCACAAAUAUAGAGAUAUUUAUGUCACAUAUGGUACAUUGUACCAACUAGGUGUAUUCAUUUCAAGAUCAACAGCGCAUCUAUUUAGGUUGAAAAGGUUAUACUUGUUAUCAUUCCUUCAGAGUUUGAAUUUUAUCUUGGCAAUUUUACAAUCAUGGUAUUUCAAAAUCAAAAACCCAUGGAUAAUUAUGUCCUUGAUCUUUUAUGAAGGUUUGCUUGGUGGUUCAUCUUAUAUAAAUACAUUUUUGAAUAUUCAUGAUGAAGUUGAACCAAGUAAGACAGAAUUUGCCUUAGGUUCAGUAUCAAUUGCAGAUUCCUUUGGUGUAUUUUUGGCGGCUUUAAUUGGGUUACAAUUAGAGCCAUCACUGUGUCGACAUCAAAUUACAGAUGGCAGACCUUGGUGCCAAAUGGAAUAG
This is a messenger RNA of Naumovozyma dairenensis CBS 421, 1281 nucleotides long. RefSeq names its product amino acid transporter YHC3 (gene YHC3). Gene Ontology annotation, biological process: regulation of intracellular pH. The record is from RefSeq and is a predicted model, not a curated record. The transcript has a single exon. Gene Ontology annotation, cellular component: membrane; vacuole. Lineage: Eukaryota; Fungi; Ascomycota; Saccharomycetes; Saccharomycetales; Saccharomycetaceae. Bases 1 to 1281 code for a protein of 426 amino acids.